CCAAAAACAUUAAAAAGAAAACAUCCCCCUGGGCAGCGAGUGCGCGGGAAGUUGAGCGCGCGAGUUCCGGGCUUUCCGCCCGCCCCCCCGCCGGCCGCAGCCCGGGUGAGCCCCCAGCCCCUGCCCGGCCGCCGCCCACCGGGCCGCGGCCGUCCGUCCGUCGGUCUGUCCUCUUCCCCACCCCCAACCUGCCCAGGGCGCAGCGCGGGGUCUGCAGGGAGGAGAGCGGCCGGGGUUGGUCAGGGCACGCGGAGCCCCCGGCGGCGCCCGGCCAGCGGCGCCUGCACGACCCGGUCCCGGGCGGUUCGGGGCUCCGGGGCCCCGCGCCCGCCGCCCGCGCGCCGCGUCCCGGGCCGCCGCCUCAGACGCCACUUGUGGAAUUCUUUCCCCCGGCGGCUGUAACUUUAAACCGGCCUGAGCGAGGCCUAUCUUUAUUCAGAAACCAGCGACCGGAGAAUGGCUGUGGAGAACGCUGAGAUGGAGGGCCAGCCCGCCACUUGAAGAUUCCUCACCAAGUGGCUGGGAAGGACGGCUUGACCUAGGAAUCUUUCUUUGACAUUUCAAGGUUCUGUCGCCCCCUCCCAGGGUUGGCCGGACUGGUUGGGGCUUUUGACUGAGGUUGCUGCCCGAGCCUGGGGAGCUGUACGUGAAUGAACCGCAUCGCCUGGCCUCAGAGCGUUGACUCUGAGGCCACCACGCAUGAGCCCGGGCCACCCUUCUGCAGAAGUCACUCCAGGAGCUCCUUAGGGACCGGCUUGUGGCGGUGAGGAGCCAGGAGAUGCAUGUAGCAGCCAAGUACCGCCAGGCCUCCCUGUACGUGGGUGACCUCCACGCGGACGUCACCGAGGACCUGCUGUUCAAGAAGUUCAGCGCUGUGGGGCCCGUGCUGUCCAUCCGCAUCUGCAGGGACCUGGUCACCCGCCGCUCUCUGGGCUAUGCCUACGUGAACUUUCUGCAGCUGGCGGAUGCCCAGAAGGCCCUGGACACCAUGAACUUUGACCCGAUAAAGGGCAAAUCCAUCCGUCUCAUGUGGUCUCAGCGUGACGCCUACUUGAGGAAAUCUGGAAUUGGGAACGUGUUCAUCAAGAAUCUGGACAAAUCCAUUGAUAACAAAACCCUUUAUGAACACUUUUCGUCUUUUGGGAAGAUCCUGUCCUCCAAGGUGAUGAGUGAUGAUCACGGCUCCAGGGGCUAUGCGUUCGUGCACUUUCAGAACCAGAUUGCCGCCGACAGGGCCAUCCAAGAGAUGAAUGGGGCACUGCUUAAGGACUGCAGGCUGUUUGUUGGCAGAUUCAAGAGCCGCAAAGAUCGGGAAGCCGAGCUCCAAAACAAAGCCAGUGAGUUCACCAAUGUUUACAUCAAAAACUUCGGAGAUGACAUGGAUGAUGAGAGACUGAGGGAAGUUUUCAGCAAAUAUGGAAAAACCCUGAGUGUUAAGGUGAUGACAGAUUCCAGUGGGAAAUCCAAAGGCUUUGGCUUUGUGAGUUUUGAUAGCCACGGGGCUGCCAAAAAGGCUGUUGAAGAAAUGAAUGGAAAGGACAUAAAUGGACAACUGCUUUUUGUAGGCCGGGCACAAAAGAAAGCAGAGCGACAGGCUGAGUUAAAGCAAAUGUUUGAGCAGCUGAAACAGGAAAGAUUUCGGCGGUGCCGGGGAGCAAAGCUCUAUAUUAAGAACCUGGAUGAGACCAUUGAUGAUGAAAAGCUACGAAGGGAAUUUUCUUCAUUUGGAUCAAUUAGCAGAGUUAAGGUAAUGCAGGAAGAAGGGCGAAGCAAAGGGUUUGGCUUGAUCUGCUUCUCCUCUCCUGAGGAGGCCACUAAAGCAAUGACUGAGAUGAAUGGCCGCAUCUUGGGCUCCAAGCCGCUCAACAUCGCCCUGGCCCAGAGGCCCUAGGAGAGGAAAACUUAAUGCACCAGCCAGUGUUUGUAGCAGCUUGGGGGAUGUUAGUGAUCUCUGCCUGAAUCGUCCUCAGUAAAUUUCAAAUCCCAGCUGAUGGCUGCUUAGUUUAGUAAACAUUAUGAUAGAAGGUUUUGUAUACAAAGCUAUUUAUUUUUCUUUGGAGGAAAAAUAAGUGAAUCUUAGAACCUUGGUUCUUUUUAUAGAGGCACACCAUCUAAUUAUAAUAUGGUAUAUUUUUCUGAUUUUGUUGUAGUGCUCAUAGCAGUAAGUAUAAUUAGAUACAUUUUUACUGCAUUUUGAAUGAACUGAAGUGUGGUAAUUAUUUGCAUUUAUUGCAUACUUUUUCUUAUUUUAAUAAUAUUGCUAGCUUUAAUUUCUUCCGUGAAAAUAUGCCCAAAGUAGUUCUUAUACCCGAGGAUUGCAAAGUAAUUUAUUUUUACAAACAGAAAUUUUCUAAUUUCUCAUCAAUUUUUUUUUAAAGAAACCAAAGUUUAAGAAUUGCUACUACAAACUCAAUAUCUAAUUUCAUUUUGAAUUAAUGUUUAAAAUACUAGGAAAUAGUUGAAUUUCCUUUCAAUUUAUAUCCUGAAAUGGUGUUUUUCUGAUGGCUGAAAUUAAUGAUGGAGUUUUUUAAUGUUGCCUACAAAUGUGCUUUAUAGGAAAUUUUACCGUUCUUUCCAUUGGUUGACAUAAUCCAGGUGCUUGCUGGUUAUCAAAAUUGUGACUUGAAUAGUAAAACCUUAACUUCCACAUUCCUUAAGUUAUAAGCCUGUAUCAUUUCAGGUCAAAAAGUUGGCCUAGUCUUAAUUCUCUUCAUACGUAUACGGCAUAAAAUUAUGCCUUAAGUUUUGAACCAGGUACCAACAUUAUAAAAGUCAUAUAUAGAAAACAUAGACAUUCUGUUUAACAACUGUGUUUUCUAAUCUCUGUUAUAUGUUGUAACAUGUAGUGAUAUUGUCUCAGGGUUCAGAACAGUGAGUUUAUGUUUAUGAACUCCAUGUCUCCUUUUAUUAGACCUUAAGAGCUAUGUAACCCAAGAAGGCUCACUUUUAGCCUUGAUUGAUCAGAAGUUCACUAAUUGAUUUUCUGAUAAACUGAAGUUACAUCACUUAGCCUGCUUUCCAGCAUGAUUUUUAUUUCAGUCCCAUUCCCAGAUCUUUUCUUCUCUCCUGCUUUUCCUCUAUAUUACUCAGCUCCUCUAUACUUUUUAAAAAGGGUUUUAUUAUACUGACUUUUACUGUGUGCUGUUUGAAAUCCACUUUGGAAAUGGAUGCAAGAGUUAUUUAUUUACAUUUAAGUAAUUACUUUUAAAAUUCUGAUUCUCUCAUACCAAAGGUGUCUAGAAAAUAGUUUUGUUGUUGUUGUUUUAUUUUUUUUUUACUCUGCUUCGUUGUUUCCUGUAACCAUAUAUUCAAGUCUUCAGUUUCAUAUAUUACCAGUACAAAAGAAAUAUUACAAUAUUUCCGUGGCAAUACUUUAGCUAUGAAAGAAUGAGAAAAUCUGUUUCUGUUUAUUUUUGUAUGAACUACAUGUAUAUUCAUUGCACAUUUUCUAAAUUUAAAAUCUCUUUAGACAAUGAAAAAUUAUGGACAAUGAAAAAAUUACGGCAACACAUAAUCCUAUUAUGCAGACAGAUCUUCUGUUACAGUUUCUUGCAUCUCCUCCCAAAUUUUUCUCUAUACUUAUACACAUGAUUUAACAAAAAUGGAAUCAUGCUCUAAACCUUGUUUGAAACUGCUUUCUUAAUUUGACAGUACACCAUAGUCAACGUCCAUGACCACAAAUAAUUAUUUGCACUAUAAUUUUAAUGGCUUUUAUCUUUCCUUUAAUGUUUGUACCAUAAUAUAACAAUUUCCUCUUGAUAAACAUAUACGUUGCUAGAUUGUUUCCUCCCUUUUUUUUUUCUCUAUCAUAAACAACUUGGAGAUACACCCUUUACAAACUCUUAUAUGCUGAUGUAUAUAAUUAUUUUCUUCAGAAAAUGUAUGAUUCAUUGGAAUUAAUGUUUAAUAUUUAAAUUGCCCAAAUGCUGUUCAGAGAUUUGUGCCACUUAACAUUUCUGAGUAUGGAGGAUGGCUCAUUUCCAUAUACUCUAAGAACAAAGGAUUUUGUUUAAGUUGUUAUCUGAUUCAACAUGACAUGUAAAAACAAAAUAUUUCAUGGUUAUUUAUUUUACUUUUUUAUUACCUCAAAAGUUAAACAGCAUUUCUUGUAUUUACUGGACAUUUGUAUUUUCAUAUUUUUGAAAAUGAUCUUAGUCUAUUUUCAUGACUUUAGUCUGUUUUCCUGUUGGGGUGGUUUUUAUUUAUAUGGAUUUGUUAGUUUUGGUUUUUUUUUUUUUUUUUCCCUGAUAUUCCCAUCUUAUUUAUAGUUUUGAGGGUCAUUCCAAAGUUAAAUUUCUAAAUUCAAAAUUUGCAAUCUUAUACUUUGGUGGCUUUAAUGGUAUGUUUCAAAACACUUUGAACACCUCAAAUAUACAACCCCCCCAUACACACACACAAUUCAUCUGUAUUGUCUUCUAUUAUUUUCAGAGUUUCAUAUUCUCAGUACUUUCUAAACAAAACUUUUGUGUAUACAGUAUCUUAUACACAGCCUAUACUAAAUAUUUUUAAAGUGUCUUGCUUUUCAAUUCUAUUAACAUGCCUUGGUAAAUACUGAUUUACUGUAAGAGUCUAUUUGAAAUCCAUAUGUCAACUAUAACUCAUUGGCUCUCUGAAUUACUAUGUUGAGAAGUAUUUACCUCCAAAUCAGAGAGCUUUUAAGAAAGGGUGCCAGGAAACAGGACUGGGAAGUGUAGUAGGUGUGUCAAGCCUUGACAUCUCUUUCUGGAUAAUCCACUCCAUCAAAAUGUUCAAAUAUUUGAACAAUAUUUCACAAUGCUUGUAAAUGGAUUAUCAAGAUAAUAUCAGGGAACUGAGUUCAUCAUUCUCUUUGCACAUGCACGGGGAUUUAAUGGACAUAAUACCAGAUGUUUAGAUAAAUUGUAGCUAUAGCUUCAUAAUGACACAAUAAUAUGCCAUUUUAGUAAAAAUUACUUAUUUUUAAUAUUUACCUUAAGAAAUGACUGUCAGUUUACAAAAAGAUAUGAUCCUGUAGAUUUUCUUGAUUAUUUAAAUUUUACUUAUUCUAAAUUUUGUAUGUGUGUGAUUCUAUCAAGUCAUCCUAGUUGGCAGUAGAGGUUCAGGCAUUCACGAAACUUUACUCUUUUUAUGUUCAAGUGCCUUGAUAAAUAAAAAGAAUCUUCACUUUCUGAUAAGCAUUCCAGUAAAAGCUAAUUUACAUAGAGAUGUCUUGAGUCACUGCUUCUGCUCUGCCUUCUCUCUCCCCACACACAUUGCCUGCUUGCAUGUGCAGCCAAUUGAAUAGAAACGUGCCUUUUAAAUUUUUAUUUUUAUAUUUUUAAAUGGAAAUUUAUACUUGGUAAAAAUAAGCUUUUUAAAGUGGUUUUAGUAUUGGUAUUUUCAUGUUCUUAAUAUUUGUAUAAAUCCACUGAGAAACGAUCAAAUAAAGUCGAAAUCUUUCAAUGGUGUCCAGAAUUUUCAUGUCCAAAAAUGAUUUUUACUUAUUUACUUUUUAAGUUUUUCUAAUUUUCUAGCAGUCGGUUUCUCGUAGGAGUAAAUUGAAAACAACUUGCGUUUUUAAAUGAAGAUCCUCAUAUUUCAUGUUUUAAAAGACCAAGUCCCAUAUGAACUAGUAUUUCUUUUUUAAGUUACUCAUAAUUAUGGGACCAUGAUUGAAAAGAACCUCUAAUACAGACCAAGUUUUCAUGAGAAAUAAUUCACUACAUUAAAGAUACUUUUGAAUUUAAUUUUUAAAGUAAAAUUUAGCCACUAUUUUGAGGUUUUAGAAUUAGCUUACUUGUAUUAUAUUUGGAAAAUGUGCCUCAUAAUGUAAUUAUUUUAAGUAAAUAAUAAAACAGUAGAUAGAAAAGAGAAGUUUUAAAUAUACAUUUUAGAAAGUAGAACAAAUUAAAUAUCCUCAGCAUAUCUUUGGCUUCAAGGAAUAGAAAAUCCACCUUACCUAGAAAAGGAAGCUGUAUUUAACAAAAUAUUCAGAAUUAAGGUAUCUUCAGGCAAGGUAUAUCAGAACUUCUACAUCAGUUCUGCUGGAGUCUCGUGGCUCUUCACCCUCUGUGUCUUAGCUUCAUCAUCAGGGAAUUCCUGUCAUCGCACUGAGACACAGCAGCAUUCAGAAGGUAAUACCUUUUAACAACUUUCCCCCUCAGUUCUCAUUGUCCAUUACUGAUAUGUAUAUUCAACAAGAUCUGCCACUAGAAUUGAGAAAGGAGUCAACUUUUUGUGCAGAAUGGGCUUAUGGUUGGAAGGAACUUGAGUAGGAAUGGGUGUAGGAGUAUGCAUCCACUAAACCCUGGAUAUUUUUCAUCAUUUGUAUCUAAUUUUUAAUUUCAGUACUUAAUGGAUAUUUUCUUUCUUCUUUUAAUGUUAGCUUACAAAUAGCUCUUAAAAUUCCUCCCUACAAAUCAUUUUCAACACUUGAGUCAAACUGGUGAUUUUCCUCUCCCUCAGGUUGUACAAUCAUACGGAAUAAAUUGUGCAAUAUAUUCUGUAUAAAAUUGAAUUCAUUUUUGUUUAGUAAUGGGAUUUGUGAUUUUACAUAUCAUGCUUUAUUAGGUAUAAAUUAGGCAUCUCCUGAAAAUUCUGCUGAAAUGGGCAGAUUCAAUUUAGUCACCCCAAUGGGCUUCCACCAAAAAUAAUUAUCAACAGAUUACAAAUGAUCAAGUAUGUUUCAAAAUAAAUCUAUAUUUAAUAAGGUAUUAGUUCCUUGAGUUCUAUUUUAAAGUAAUCUAAACCAAGUAUGUUUUCACGCAUGUUAGAUAAUAUUUUAGAAUCGUACCACUAGAGGGAAGGAAUUUACUAUGUAUAUCACCAACUAGUGUGAUAUUCUGUAUAAAGAAUUUUUUAAAAAUAAUUCCUACUGACAUUGUAACAGAUAAAUUAUAAGAAAACAUCUAAAAAUUUAGGUGCCUACAAAAUGGCCCCAUUAUAUAAAACUAAUGUAACCACAAACAUAAAUUAAUGGGUACUCAUUUUCUUUACUAAAGGAUUUAUAUUAGGUCCUUUAGUGCAUUAAAAUUGUAAGAAUUAAUAAAAUUGGACUUAUCCAAACUUUUCAAUUUAUUUUUUUCUGUAUUACACAAAUGUGGUAUAACCAUCAUAUAUUUUAACCAUCCAACAUAAACAAAGGAACAAAAAACAGAUGUACUAAAUUCCAAGUUACAAAUAUGCUCAUAUUUGAAUCUGUUAGGGUCUGAUUAUUUUGCAAGUUUGUUCAGAGGAAAUAUUUAUAGCUACUGUUGUUUUUGUCUCAUGGUCAUGUCUUGUCUUAGAGUUCACAGAAUGCUUUGAACUAUAUUGAGGUUCCCCUGAAUGACACAGUUGAACCCAUCAAGCUAGAGAAGAAAAAUGAUCUUCUUCGUAGCAUUCUUUGCCAUAGUAGGGAAGACACUUAACUUCUGAAAGAUAUUGGCAGUUUAUACAAUAUCACAUCAGAAUUUGUUAACCCAUCUAUAUUUACAUCACCUUAGAUAUUAAAAAUAUCCCCAGUUUGAAGUUCUGCCAAAUACUAACAGCACAUUUGAGUUCCAAAG
Molecule: messenger RNA, 7505 nt
Organism: Orcinus orca (killer whale)
Lineage: Eukaryota; Metazoa; Chordata; Mammalia; Artiodactyla; Delphinidae
Gene: PABPC4L
Product: poly(A) binding protein cytoplasmic 4 like
Exons: 1
Coding region: 779-1891 (370 amino acids)
Cellular component (GO): ribonucleoprotein complex
Molecular function (GO): RNA binding
Source: RefSeq, a predicted model, not a curated record